Molecule: messenger RNA, 1251 nt
Organism: Ceratitis capitata (Mediterranean fruit fly)
Lineage: Eukaryota; Metazoa; Arthropoda; Insecta; Diptera; Tephritidae
Product: receptor-like kinase LIP2
Exons: 5
Coding region: 558-1250 (230 amino acids)
Source: RefSeq, a predicted model, not a curated record
UGUGCGAAUUUUAUUAGACAGUCUUCCAGCAACAUUUGCCAAGUCAAGAUCAAGUUUUUUUUAGUGAGCGCCUGUCCGUUCGGUUAGCAAAGUGUUUCCAUUUAUUUUCCCGCCUCAUAAGACGUUCUCCCAAUUCGGUCAAGAACGUCGACGUGUUCGGAAUCAAUUUGUUUAUCACGAAAAUAAUUUUGAAAAACUGUUGCUCUUUGAAUUAAUCAUUUUACGAAAAGUUGAUAACGCGUUCGUUAUUGCCCUGUCAAAUACUUGAGUACGACGAUAUCGUAUUUUUUCGUGGUUAUCAUAUUAGCAAGGCACUUCGAUAAGUUCGUGACUGAUAACAGAAGAAAAGUAAUUGGCUCAUUUAGUACGCGAGUGAAGAGUUUCAUUGGUGAAACAUAUGUACAUACAUACACACAUACAUACGUGUAUAUAGAUAUAUAGAGGAAUUUUAUUCUAUACUAAGCUGAGGAAUAUUAUUAAAAUUUCCGAAGAGUGCAAAAAGUAAAUUAUCUCCGACAAAAAUAUUACAAACAACUACAAUAACAACAACUGCAAAAAUGUACGUGCGCCGGCUGUUGGAGUUGCCCCUUUUCGUUUUGGCAUUUGCAGCCGUCCUAGACAAUGCUACAACGAGCCCUAUUGAUGAACUGACGAGCCGUUCGGAGUUAAGAGAUUUAAAUAAAAUUCCAUUAAAAAGGAGAAUAGAUGAGCGAACUGAGUCCUCCAGUUUCACACACUACGAUGAAGACUCACUGCGUUUAGUUGUGGAUCUGAACGAUGACCAGAAACUCAAAUACGACGUAGAGAUUCUAGAACCGCGAGAUGUUAAAAAAGAAACAGCAGAGUUGGAAGAGAGAUUUAGAGGUCCAUCUAUCAAACUGGACACCGAUAACUUCGUCGCCGAGGAUAUUGAAGUGAAUAGUGGCAAAGUGGCUGGUGUAAAUGCCGCAGUACGCAAUGAAAAAGCGAAUGUAGACGAAGCUACUGCAGUGAACCAUAAGAAUGAUCAUGACGAUGAUCAUGAUGAUGAUGAUGAGGAAGAGGAGAAGGAGGCAGAUGGCGAUAAGCACAAUCACAUAAUACUCACAUUGGUGCUGGUCUUUGUGGCGCUACUUUCGAUUACAAUAUAUAUUGCGUUGGUGCUCUGGCGUUCAUAUCUUGAGCGACGUUACGCAGAACGUGAAUUGCUUGUAAGCGACGAUGAUGACUUUUAUUUGCCCAGCAGUGAGGCAGCGGAUAGACGUUGGUGAU